Molecule: messenger RNA, 4021 nt
Organism: Branchiostoma belcheri (Belcher's lancelet)
Lineage: Eukaryota; Metazoa; Chordata; Leptocardii; Amphioxiformes; Branchiostomatidae
Product: DNA repair protein XRCC3-like
Exons: 7
Coding region: 240-1271 (343 amino acids)
Biological process (GO): t-circle formation; resolution of mitotic recombination intermediates; telomere maintenance via recombination
Cellular component (GO): replication fork; Rad51C-XRCC3 complex
Molecular function (GO): four-way junction DNA binding; ATP-dependent DNA damage sensor activity; ATP binding
Source: RefSeq, a predicted model, not a curated record
AGAACUACAAAGAGUUCAAGAAUUUAAGUUUAUAUUGAGAAUGGUACACAUCGAUGAAUCAUUUUUGGUGAAAUGCAUUUGUUAGGUCUACAAAAUUACGCCCAUUCACUUUCUCAUGUCAUCAAUGCAGAGGGAAAUUCAAAAUGGCGCCGAGGCGAGCUGCUGAGGCGCGAAGGAGGUCACAUUUAUAUGAAUAGACGCCCUCCUGGCUGUCAACUGAAGCUGCAAGCCCAUGAGGGAUGGGAGAUGUCCAGGACUUGGUACUGCACCCAAGAAUACUGACCGCUGCCAGGAAAGCCAAGCUGCACAGGUAUGAGGAAGUGUUGAGGUUCUCCCCAGCUGACCUGGAGCGUCUGACUCACCUGUCGGCCAGGGACGUGGGACACCUGGUGAGGGAGGUGUCUGAAGCUGUCCGACACAGGAUCCAUGCUGCUACAGCAUUACAGUUGUUGCUAGGUGACUGCCCAGCAGAGCUGAAGGUGAAGUUCCUGAGCCUGGGCUGUCCUGUUCUGGAUGAGUUCCUGCGAGGUGGUGUCCCCUGCCAGGGUCUGGUGGAGAUCUCAGGAGAGAGCAGUGCAGGGAAGACCCAGUUUGGGCUGCAGCUGUGUCUGACUGUACAACUGCCAGAGAAAUGGGGAGGACUCAAUGCAGGUGCAGUGUACAUCUGUACAGAGGAUGCCUUCCCCAGCAAGAGGCUUGCCCAGAUGGCUCAACAGUUCCCUACAAGAGCCCUCGCCCCUGCAGAAGUCACCAAGAAAAUCAGAUUCUCUGACCAGAUAUUUGUUGAACACACAGCAGACAAGGACCAGCUGUCCAAAUGUAUCCAGUCCAGACUCCCACUCCUACUGGAGAGGGGAGUUGUAAAGCUGAUUGUGAUAGAUUCCAUCACAGCACUGUUUCGUGGUGAGUAUGAGAGUCGGGAGACAGCCCGGAGGGCGAAGGACCUUCAGUCCCUGGGCACGCAGCUGAGGAAAGUCAGCCAGAAGUACAAUGUGCCGGUGGUGUGCAUCAACCAGGUGUCGGCAGUUGUUGGUAAGAGAAGAGGAAAUGGCAACAUCUCAAGUUCUCAGAAAGUGAUCCCAGCCCUGGGACUAGUGUGGUCCAGCCUGGUGACCACACGGCUGAUGGUGUCCAGGACGGAACAUGUCGUGCAGUGUGCUGACGGCAGCCCUGCCGUGGUGCGGAGCCUGGAGGUCAUGUUUUCCCCUUAUCUCCCCAAUACUCCAUCAUACUACAUAGUGGAUGCACAGGGGGUCAAAGGGUUACGAUGACAGGGAAACAUCACAGACCUUGUGUUCUGCGGCCAUCUCCCAAGAGUUUAUCGUACAAAUGUACAAUCUGGUAGAUGUACAGGGGCAUCAAAGAGUUAAAAAUCGUGUCUGUCAAUAUUUUAUAUGGAACUUGUAUAUACAUGUAUUGUGAACAUGUGUAUGUAUAUGACUGUACCUAAUGAUUUUGUAAAAGUCAGCAAACAAGCUGAAUUUCUGCAGUUCAACCCACACGUGACAGGUGGCAAUUUUGAAAUAUGAAAAUACAAUGUACACUGCCUUUAGUAAGAAAGUGUUGUAUUCAAGGGCAUUUAGAAAUAAAUGUGGUAAGCUCCAUUAAAUGUUGAUAAAUACUCAUGAUUAUCUGGUAUUUGUACACUAAAGAAAUAUAUACAGAAAGUACAGCCAGUAAUGAAGCUGUACUACCUUUAACCAGUGACUUGCUGGCAGUAUUUGCAGUGUGGAUUACAGUGACUUGCAGCCAGUAUUUGCAGUGAGGAGUCUGAGACAGAAUGCUGUCAGAGUUUUUGUGGAGUUGACCAUUGGAAUGGGCUAGAGUUACAAUAGGAAUGAAUACAGUACUGAUGAGUAUAUUUGGUUUGAUUUCACUUACAUUUAAAGCAUCCAUGGUGAUAGAAACUACUAGAUAAAAUUUUGGUUGAAGUGUCUUCAGAAAGUGGUAUUAUGCAUUUGACCUCUGCAGGAAGUGGCCUUCAUGUCUAAUAAAGGCACAAAGGUCAUUUAACUCUCGUGUCUUUCAACUAUAUUUGUAAUGUGGUAGAUCUGAUGUUAGACCAUCCUAUAUAGUAUAAAUGGUCACCAUCAAUGUCACGGUCACUAGAAGUAAUGGAGGCCAGCACUUGACACAAGCAAGCACUUGCAGAUGUUGCAGUAUACUGAACAUACUUCUCUGAAGAUGCUAUGGCCUUACUUCAUGCUGAUGUACAGCAGUUAAUAAAUCCAGCCAGGGUAAACACCAAAUCCAGGACUGGUAUGAGUGACAGCAUUCCAAGAACUCUGUGGUGAUACCAACCAUGUCCUGUUCCCAUGGCAACAGCACAAGUCCUGGUCACCUGACCUCUUGUGGACAGGUGCAGGCAGGUUGUUCACACCAUGGUCUUGGGGUGGGUAUUCUGUGUCAGUACUGGUAGGGUUAACACCCGCCAAAUUUUGAAUUAGGCCACACUGAUCUAAUUUUAGGGAUGACAUCCGCACGCGCAUUUCUUUUUACCUGUUCUCAAAAAAAAAAAAUCACCUCCGACAAGGCUCUGGUUUGGGUGCUGUCCUUCAUAGCUAGGGAGCUGGCGGCAACUACAGAGAAUGGUACCAAGGCUCCGUGAAACUCAAGAACUCGGUACAGCGCAGACUCAGUAAAGCCACAACAUAACAGGCCAGCAUGUAAAAGUCACUAUGUACUACCACAAUACCAGCUUUGUAUUCCUUUGGUUUUGCAGUUUUUUUUCUGGCCAAAUUUUUCUCAUUCACCCAUGCACACUAGUUUGGGGGGCUUCAGAGGAUGUCAUCCAUAAAAAUAAGUCAGUAUGGCCUUAGCAUGGAAAUGCUUCACCCUAGAAGUGAUGCAAAUUGGAAGCCCUACAGACAGAAGGUGUGACUGAUCUAAUGGUGACAUUCCUAGCAUUUAUGUUGCAAACAAACGAAUGAUUGCAGUCAAACACACCAACACCAUUCCUCAGGUCCACUUGGUCAAAGGGAACCCUUUAUUUGAGUCAGAAAAUUGGAUUACCAGAAAACCAAAAAUGAAAUGGUCUGUACAUGUACAGUAGGUAAGGGAGAGGGGUGCACGUGCCAGUUAUAACUACCUGGAUUGCAGUGUGCAUGGCUUAACGCCGCCUUUCAGAAUUCUAGGGUUCCGACAUUCUGAGCGAUGCAACACAGGCUGCUAACAUCGGAAUAUGUACAUUUACACAAUUCAAGACUGGUCUAUGACACUUGUUUUACAAAUAUACAUUAUUAUUGCCCAUAAAUAGAUUUUGUACAUAAAUCGAGUCCAAUUCUUGCAGUUUGAAAUAGGCAACAUGUUUUGUAUACUGAAUUCCAAAAAUCCAACUACAGCUAAAUAGAAUUAAAAACAGUACAAACACAAGGUUCUAAGGCCAUGUAAAGAAUCUGAAGGCAAUAAAAAUGCAUGGCUCCAGCAUUGUGGCUAGCAAAAAAACAACGGGAACCACAUCUACAUCGUAAUCAAAGCCUGGCAUAUACUCCCUACGAGGUUGUUAGUAACUACAGAGCGUGCUGACAGUUAGAACAGGAGAAGUAAUGACGCCGGUUCCUUCCUAGUUGCACUGCCCUUCUGCAGGGCUCCCAGAUAUCUCAUAUAUACAUGCAGGCGAUGGCGACCUUACAAGCAUACCUUACAGCAUGUGUGGAUGGGAGCGAGAAUCAUCCUACUUUUGGCAAGUAGAGAAGAGGGCAUGUUGCACGGAUAUGGUACAGCUUGCACGCAUGCCAAAUGGGAAACAACCCCGACAUUUGUGCUUGUUAUACUAACGUCUAUUGCAGACAUUGUCAGAUAUGCAGAUCCUCUGACACAUCAGUUCUUAUGUGGCUUAUAGAAAAUGUACAGAUUUUUUACCAAUUUACAAUCUGGUAUGUUGGAACUAAGAUUCCUAUGGUCUUAAUCUGUAGCUUCUCACGACCAACAGUUUAUCUUAGCCUAACACUCUAACAAUCAACAGUGGGACUGCCUUCUACUUGGCAUGAUUUGUUACUGCCCUGAUUUACGGAGGUCAAAA